Messenger RNA from Cynocephalus volans (Philippine flying lemur), 2832 nucleotides. It is a transcript of the gene RNF146, whose product is annotated as ring finger protein 146. The record is from RefSeq and is a predicted model, not a curated record. Gene Ontology annotation, molecular function: zinc ion binding; ubiquitin protein ligase activity; poly-ADP-D-ribose binding. NCBI's taxonomy places the organism in Eukaryota, Metazoa, Chordata, Mammalia, Dermoptera, Cynocephalidae. Gene Ontology annotation, cellular component: nucleus; cytoplasm. The coding region runs from base 883 to 1965 and encodes 360 amino acids. The transcript has 3 exons. Gene Ontology annotation, biological process: ubiquitin-dependent protein catabolic process; Wnt signaling pathway.
AUGGGACAGCUGAGCCCUUUCCGCCGCCCCCGCUUUGGCUACUGUCGCAGGCAAGAAGACUGUGACGGCCUCUGCGUUGCCCGCCGCAGCCGCAGCCCGUACCCUGGGCGACGGUCGGAGCUGGUCUUGGUCGGGGUGCGAGAGGCUGAGCAGCGGCCAUUACGGCGCAGCCUCUUGAGCGGGUGCCGUGUCGCCGCCUUUGGUGGCAGCCAGGUCCCUGUCCUCCUCCUCGGCGGUGGUGUCAGUCCUCUACCAGGGGACGGUGAUGGUUUGGGGGGUAACUUGCCCCCUGGUUACCAGGUCAAGCACUUUGGGCCUUGGGUCAGCUCUGAGCUAGGGCAUGCAGUCCCUCCGUUUUAUCUUGACCCGGAGUGUCUUUGGCUACUGCUUUCUCUCCUCUCUUCCUCCUCCUUCGGCUCAGUGUUUGGGUCUUGACUAAUACGUGGAGAGCAAGCCGUCCACCCUGCCCUGGUAAAACCCAGCGCUGCAUAUUCUUAGUUGUUUUGACGGUUGUUAGAGCAUCGGAACAAUUAAGAGAUCUCAGAGUACCCGUCGAGCGUCCCCAGCCUCUGUGCAUCUUGAAAGCCGAGGCUGUUGCUUUGUUCUUCCGGUUGCUGGGUCCGGAGCUCUCUUCCUAUCCUCCAUCCCGUCUGAAAGAGUGCGGGUCUUCCAUUGUUGUCGCUGUUUAAUUCUCCUGCGGCUUCUGGAGAAAGGCUGUAAGAUUGUUUUCGAAUGUGUGGAGAUGGAACCGUCCUCUGCACAGGUAAACUGCAGCACAAAGAAUGAACCAGCAGUGGAAGAGAAAAAACUGCAAGCUGGCUGACAGCUGGUAAAGAAGAUGUUUUAUUUUUGUGGCAGGCAUCUGUGGGAUCUGUAGUAGAAAUGAUGGCUGGCUGUGGUGAAAUUGAUCACUCAAUAAACAUGCUUCCUACAAACAGGAAAGCAAAUGAGUCCUGUUCUAAUUCCACACCUUCUCUAACCGUCCCUGAAUGUGCCAUUUGUCUGCAAACAUGUGUUCACCCAGUCAGUCUGCCCUGUAAGCAUGUUUUUUGCUAUCUGUGUGUAAAGGGAGCUUCAUGGCUUGGAAAACGAUGUGCCCUUUGUCGACAAGAAAUUCCUGAGGAUUUCCUUGAUAAGCCAACUUUGUUGUCACCAGAAGAACUCAAGGCAGCAAGUAGAGGAAAUGGUGAAUAUGCAUGGUAUUAUGAAGGAAGAAAUGGGUGGUGGCAAUAUGAUGAACGCACUAGUAGAGAGCUGGAAGAUGCUUUUUCCAAAGGUAAAAAGAACACUGAAAUGUUAAUUGCUGGUUUUCUCUAUGUUGCUGAUCUUGAAAAUAUGGUUCAAUAUAGAAGAAACGAGCAUGGACGUCGCAGGAAGAUUAAGCGAGAUAUAAUAGAUAUACCAAAGAAGGGAGUAGCCGGACUUAGGCUGGACUGUGACGCUAAUACCGUAAACCUAGCAAGAGAGAGCUCUGCUGAUGGAGCGGACAGUAUAUCAGCACAGAGUGGAGCUUCUGUUCAACCUUUAGUGUCGUCUUCUGUAAGGCCCCUAACAUCAGUAGAUGGUCAGUUAACAAGCCCUGCAACGCCAUCCCCUGAUGCAAGUGCUUCUCUGGAAGACUCUUUUGCUCAUUUACAACUCAGUGGAGACAACAUAGCUGAAAGGAGUCACAGGGGGGAAGGAGAAGAAGAUCAUGAAUCACCAUCUUCAGGCAGGGUACCAGCACCAGACACCUCUAUUGAAGAAACCGAAUCAGAUGCCAGUAGUGAUAGUGAGGAUGUAUCUGCAGUUGUUGCACAGCACUCCUUGGCCCAACAGAGACUUUUGGUUCCUAAUGCAAACCAGACAGUAGCUGACCGAUCAGAUCGAUCAGGAGCUGAUCGAUCAGUAGCAGGGGGUGCAACAAUGAGUGUCAGUGUCAGAUCUAGAAGGCCUGAUGGACAGUGUACAGUAACUGAAGUUUAAAUAAAAAAAUCUUCAGAUCCUUGCUCAAGGUUGAAGUGGUUAUCUGUAAAAUUCUGCCCACAUAACAUUAUACUCAUCCCUAGUAGUACAUUUUGGGACUUGGGUGGGAAGGGGUAUGGGAAGGAUAGAUCUAUAAUUAAAAUGUUUAACAUGUCUCUGUUGAGAAAUGUAUUUAAUGUAAGGAACUUGGGUGUUAAUAGUUGAGAGCUGUUUAAUAAUAACCCAGUUUUCUUGAGUUCUGUUUGUAGUUUUGUUUUGUUUUUUUUUAAAGUUUCUUUAGUUCUUUUGGCCAGUGUGUGUGUGUAUUAUCUGUGCAUUAAUGGUCCUCAUCUGACGCUUGCAUUGUCUUAUUUUUCUGCAUGAAUUGGCAUAAACCAUUACUAAAAUUUGGCACUUAUGAGAUCUUUGAUAUAAUGAGCAGGAAGUAUAAUUUAAUGUGAGAAUAGAUGUGAAUUUGGGAUUUUAAAAUAGAUGAAUAACAACUAUUUUGUAGUACAGUUAUUGAAAUGGAAAUGUAAAGAAAACAGCUAAUAACUUAUGUUUUGGAAUCUUUGUAACACACUUCAUGGCAUUAUCAUAGGCUUUGCUGUCUAGUCCUUGUAGUUUGAGUUUCUCUUGGUCUGCAUUUUUCUUUUUGAUUACAAACUUUAUAAUUUAAUAAAUUCUAGAGUUUAUCAAAAAAUAAUUUGUCUUGUUUGAGUCUGGGAAGGGGAUGGAAACUUUUUGAUAUUUGUGGCCAAAGGUGGUGGUUUGAAUUGGUUGUAUGUAGCUUAAAUAGUCACCUGCUGAGAAAAGUUUGAUUUCUUCAUAGAGACUGUUUAAUCUACAGGCAGUUUGUAUGGAAUAAAUACGUAUGGAAAAAUAAAC